AUGAGCUUCACUUUCGACGUGCUCAAAGGCUCAAAGGACGGGAAACUAGUUGCAGCUAGGACAACUCGGAUUUUGCAGCCCAAUGAGGUCUACGUUGAGAUAACCCAUACCGGAGUGUGCGGCACGGAUGAGCAUUACAGGCAUGCAGACCAGGUUCUGGGUCAUGAAGGUAUCGGGAUUGUGAGGCAGGCGGGGUCUGGCGUUACCAAUGUGAAAGUCGGAGAUAGAGUUGGUCUCGGAUACUUCCGCAAGGUCUGCGGACUUUGCCCAAGUUGCUUGGAAGGUUGGGACCAGUAUUGCGAGAAGAAAAGAGAAUAUGGCACCUCUGAUUUCGAUAUUGGGACUUUCGCCCAUGGGGCUGUCUGGAACUCUGACUGUGUCUUUCGUAUACCUGAUGGUAUUGACUCAGUUGACGCCGCUCCCUUGAUGUGCGCUGGCGGAACGGUAUGGACCAUCUUGUCCGAAUAUGGAGUGCGGCCAACAGAUCGUGUUGGGAUCCUUGGUGUCGGAGGCCUCGGACACAUGGCCAUCAAGCUCGCUGCCGCCAUUGGUAGCCAUGUGGUAGUUUUGUCGAGCAGCGAAUCAAAGAGGCAGGAAGCUAUGGACUACGGUGCCAGCGAGUACCAUGUAUUCCGUGCGGGACAGCCCAUGGAGGGCUUGAAGCCCUUGAAGCACCUCCUGCUCUGUGGGAAUGCUGGGGUUGAUUUUAACUCACUCAUCCCUUUGAUGGAUAAACAAGGCACCAUAUACCCAAUUACAGUCAACCUCAACCCAUCCUCCAUUCCACUGUUUCCUGUGCUUCAAAACGGAAUUCGCAUUCAAGGGUCGCUGGUUUCUUCACGCCGGAGUAUGCAUCAACUGCUCAAGCUUUGUGCAGCUAAGGGCAUCGGACCUACCACAAUGCAGUUCCCCUUGACUCUAGCUGGCGCGGAGGAUGCAAUGAAAAAUCUCAGGGAAGGAAAGAUCAGAUACAGAGCUGUUCUUGUCCGCGAAGGCAUUUGA
Molecule: messenger RNA, 1002 nt
Organism: Histoplasma mississippiense
Lineage: Eukaryota; Fungi; Ascomycota; Eurotiomycetes; Onygenales; Ajellomycetaceae
Exons: 3
Coding region: 1-1002 (333 amino acids)
Biological process (GO): alcohol metabolic process
Molecular function (GO): alcohol dehydrogenase (NADP+) activity; zinc ion binding
Source: RefSeq, a predicted model, not a curated record